Molecule: messenger RNA, 1392 nt
Organism: Pneumocystis jirovecii RU7
Lineage: Eukaryota; Fungi; Ascomycota; Pneumocystomycetes; Pneumocystales; Pneumocystaceae
Product: stearoyl-CoA 9-desaturase
Exons: 1
Coding region: 1-1392 (463 amino acids)
Biological process (GO): unsaturated fatty acid biosynthetic process
Cellular component (GO): endoplasmic reticulum membrane
Molecular function (GO): iron ion binding; stearoyl-CoA 9-desaturase activity; heme binding
Source: RefSeq, a predicted model, not a curated record
AUGCAAAAAAAUCUUGAGCAUAAUGAAUUGUAUAAAGAAAAAAAUAAAAAUUCAGAGAAUAUAUAUGAUAGUCCAUGGAGCUUUAAAAACUGGUAUCGGAAAAUCAAUUGGAUUAAUAGUAUUAUAGUUAUCGGGACACCAAUUUUAGGAAUUUAUGGCAUAUUUACAACCAAAUUAUCUUACAACACAUUUAUAUGGUCAGUUAUAUAUUAUUUUAUGACAGGAUUUGGGAUUACAGGAGGAUAUCACCGCCUAUGGUCUCAUAGAUCAUAUAGUGGGACAUUAAUUUUAAAAAUUAUUAUGGCAAUGCUUGGAGGAGGUGCAGUAGAAGGAUCUAUCCUUUGGUGGGCACGUAAUCACCGUGCACAUCAUCGGUAUACUGAUACCAAUAAAGAUCCUUAUUCAGUACAGAAAGGUCUUUUUUAUUCUCACUUUGGAUGGAUGCUUAUUAACCAAAAUCCUAAAAACAUUGGUUAUUCCGACAUUUCAGAUCUCAAAGCAGAUUCUGUAGUUAUGUGGCAGCAUAAGAAUUAUUUUAAAGUCGUUUUAAUAAUGGGAUUUUUGCUUCCAAUGUUUGUUGCAGGUCUUGGAUGGGGAGAUUGGCGUGGAGGUUUUUUCUUUUCAGGUAUUUGUCGUCUUGUUUUUGUUCAGCAUGCUACGUUUUGUGUAAAUUCAUUAGCUCAUUGGGUUGGGGACCAGCCCUUUGACGAUAAACAUUCACCUCGAAACCAUAUACUUACUGCUUUUGCUACACUUGGUGAGGGUUAUCAUAAUUUUCAUCAUGAAUUCCCUAUGGACUACAGGAAUGCUAUUUUUUGGUAUCAAUAUGACCCUACCAAAUGGCUAAUUAUUCUAUUUAAAAUCCUUGGAAUAGCACAUAAUUUAAAAACAUUCCCGUCAAAUGAAGUUCAAAAAGGUAUAUUACAGCAAAAACAAAAAAAAUUAGAUCGGUUAAAGGAAAAACUUGAUUGGGGCACUCCUCUUGAUCAACUUCCUGUCAUUGAAUUCGAAGAAUAUCAAGAACAAGCUAAAACACGUCCACUUAUAUUGAUUGCUGGUAUUGUUCAUGAUGUUGGCAAAUUUAUUGAUUCUCAUCCUGGCGGACGUGCACUAAUUAUGUCUGCUAUUGGAAAAGAUUCAACAACAGCUUUUAAUGGUGGUAUUUACGAUCAUAGUAAUGGCGCACAUAAUCUUUUGUCAACUAUGCGUGUAGCUAUUGUCCGUGGAGGAAUGGAAGUAGAAGUAUGGAAACAAAAUACUCUCCAUGAUUCUACCUUUUAUUCACUUCAAAAUCCAAAUCGUGUUUCUAUUCUUAAAGAUUGCGCACAUGUUACUCGGAUACCAAAUAAAAUAUCAGAUAUAAAACAACGUACAUCUUUAGUAGUUAUUUAG